AUGACAGAAGUAGAUCCAUAUAAAAUUUUAUUUGAACAAGAUAUUAAAUCAGCCAGUAAUAUUCCAUCAGUUACAUUUAUUUCCAAUGUCGAUGAUUUUUUAAAGGAUAAAGUAAUUGAUGAAGUAUUUAAUAGAUUACAAGAAGCUCAUCAAAAAUAUAAAUACUACGAAUCAAAAUUAACCAAUAAUGUAUCACUUUUAACUGUUAGAGCAAAACAACUUCAAGAAUCUUUAGAUAUUGUCGAACGUGUUGAAAAGAAAAAAGAUGACACAUAUAAUGUUCAAUAUGAAUUAUCAGAAGGUGUUUAUUCAUCAGCAGAGGUCAAAGAACCAAAAUCAAUUUAUUUAUGGUUAGGUGCAAAUGUUAUGUUAGAAUAUUCAUUUGAAGAAGCUGGUGAAGUUUUAAGAAAAAAUAAAGAAAGUGUUGAUCGUCAACUUAAAGAAACUAUUCAAGAUUUAGGUUUUGUUAAAGAUCAAAUUACAACCACCGAUGUUAAUAUAUCUCGUGUUUAUAAUUAUGAUGUUCUCCAAAAAAGAAAGCAAAAACAAAAUAAAGGUAGAGAAGAAGAAGAAGAAGAAGAAAAAUAAAAUAGAAAUAGAAAC
This is a messenger RNA of Dictyostelium purpureum, 603 nucleotides long. RefSeq lists its product as uncharacterized. Bases 1 to 588 code for a protein of 195 amino acids. Gene Ontology annotation, biological process: microtubule-based process; protein folding; tubulin complex assembly. Gene Ontology annotation, molecular function: tubulin binding. Lineage: Eukaryota; Evosea; Eumycetozoa; Dictyosteliales; Dictyosteliaceae. The record is from RefSeq and is a predicted model, not a curated record. Gene Ontology annotation, cellular component: cytoplasm; prefoldin complex. The transcript is spliced from 2 exons.